GGAUGAUAAGGAGAGCGAGGCGGGGAGGGGAUAAGAGGGAUGCAGACUCUAACACUCUCGAGCUGGAAUGUAGCCUUUGUAAGGUGAGGCGUGGGGGGAGCUAUACGAGACAGGGCUGCACAGCGACAUAACCUUCACAGUAGGCCGGUCUGGUAAGCAGUUUAACGCACACAAGCUGGUCCUCUCCACCCACAGCUCUACAUUCCGGGCAAUGCUCUACAAUGGAAUGGAGGAGAGCAGUCAGAGUGUUAUCCAGCUCCCCGAACAGGACAGCAACGUGUUCGAGCUGCUCCUCAAGUUCAUGUACACCGGCCAAGUCAAGCUUCACAAGGAUGUGGUGAGGAAUCUGAUGAUUCUAGCUGAUUAUUAUGCAGUGGAGGUGUUGAAGGAGAGUAUUGGAGAGUGGAUAGGGAAAACGCUAAUAGACAGGAACAAUGUGUGUGAUUAUAUUGUGUUCGCUUCAAACCACAAUGUACACAGUCUUUACAAACACUGUUAUAGGUUCAUGCUGGGAAAUGCUAAGGACAUUUUCUUCUCAGCAGAGUUUAGGAACUCUAUACCAUACGAGAUAUUGGAGAAGAUGGUAGCAUCAGACGAUUUAAAUCUGACAGAACUAGAACUGUUUAACAGUUUGAUAUUAUGGGGGGAGAGCAGAGUAGAGUUAAGUCCGCAUUGUCGCACCGCAUUGUCGCAUAACAUGGCAGACCAUACCACACCACCUUAUGUGAGUCUGAGUGAGUCUAGUGAUGAUGAGAGACCACGUGCUAAUAAAACAGAGGCACCACCCCAGCAGCCGAGUAAUACAGGUGAUACACACGAUUCAGUAAUGUCGCCUGAGGGAUCACAAGCUCUCAGGACAAUACUAGAGCCGCUAAUAUCACACGUGAGACUCCCCUUCAUCGACCCUGAACAGCUGAUUGAGUGUGUUAAACCUACUGGAGUGAUAGAUCACUCCAAUAUACUGCAGGCUAUCUCUUAUCACAUCAGUAAGAAACCUGUAUACCCUCCUCAUCAUGUUCAGAUACGGCCACGAAAGAACACAAUAGAAACACGUUACACCCUGAUGAAGAACAGAGAACCACACAAAUCUCAACCUUUCUUACACAGCGAGACAGCUGGCGGUGAGGAUGAUUCAUCGUCCUGGUGAUAUCACCAUGGUGAUUACCAUCUGUAAAGGUGACUGAUCAGAUUUAUCA
This is a messenger RNA of Bolinopsis microptera, 1196 nucleotides long. RefSeq names its product kelch-like protein 21. Gene Ontology annotation, molecular function: protein binding. The record is from RefSeq and is a predicted model, not a curated record. Gene Ontology annotation, cellular component: cytoplasm. The coding region runs from base 212 to 1147 and encodes 311 amino acids. The transcript has 4 exons. NCBI's taxonomy places the organism in Eukaryota, Metazoa, Ctenophora, Tentaculata, Lobata, Bolinopsidae. Gene Ontology annotation, biological process: adult locomotory behavior; modulation of chemical synaptic transmission; circadian behavior.